UUUAUUCACUUUCUCACUUUUCCCCUCUCUCUCCUCUCUCCUCUGGGCAAACCUCUCCCAGCCCUUAAGUAGGCAUGGGCUGCCAACCCCGAACUGCCAGGUGGGCACUGCCCAUAGGUUCACGCAUAUGCAAGCAGCUGAUAAUCAUUGCGUGAUCAUAGCAUAGGUCAGGCCUUAGCCACCUCAGGAGUUGAUUAUACAUCUCCAUCAGGUGUGACACCACGCAGCCCGCUACAGUUCCCCCUUUUGUUUUGUAAAAUCACAGGUAAGAGUAGAGGUCUGAUCUCUGUUAAAAAUGAAACAUGUACUAGUGUUUGUCCAGGUGUCAUCCACUCAGAGAACACUAGACCUGUCCAGUGCCUUUUUACAGAGGUGGGAGUUAGACACCAACCCACAUGCAAUCAGACUUGCUCUUACAUCUCUAGCCAAACUUGGGGAGACUGUCCUGUUUCAAUAGCCGUGAAGGCCUGAAUGAUCAUAACUGCAUUGCAAUGCUGUGAACCCCUUAUGUGACAGUUGCACCACAGGCAUACCAGGGAGGCAAGCACCAUUAAGCCUUGUUAGGGCUCCUAUUCCCGCCCACUCCUUCAGAUGACCCAUGGAGUGAUCCAGGAAGAUAGUUCUUCUGCCAGGCUGGUAUCCAUGCCUGUGGAAUCUGCAGUCACAAUCGUCACUCGCAGCUUUUCCAGUUGUUGUUCGAAUUCACCAGACCAAAUUACCUAAAAGACAGCUAGAAAAUUCUUUAAAUUUUUCAUAUCACACACAGCCCCAGAUACUUCCAUUCACAGCCAAGCUGAGCCAAUUGCCACAGCCACAGCUGUGCUUGCGGCAGCAGCAAGGGCAGUCAGAACUGGUAGCAGAGGGGCCAGCACAGAGGAGAGGAAGAGGAGGCACUCUUGCUUUCCCCUCCCUGGCUUUCCUCUGCCUGCUCCUGUCAUUAGGAGUGGCUUUGUCAUGAUUCCAGGAGCAGUCAGAAACCAUUGCUCUGGCCCCUUGGAGAAAUGGCCGCACCGGCAGGUGGGUUGCAUGGUCCUGCCUCCGUGGUACUGGAGGUGGAAACCAGGAGAGUGAUUUAAGUAAGUCUUCCCCAACAACGAAUGGGAUUCCAUCUUCAGACACAACCAACGAAGCCACGGACCCCUUCCAUGCUUGCAAUAUUCUUAAGCAACUCAAAACAAUGUACGAUGAAGGACAGUUGACAGACAUUGUAGUGGAAGUGGAUCACGGGAAAACAUUUUCCUGUCAUAGAAACGUUCUUGCUGCAAUCAGCCCCUACUUCAGAUCCAUGUUCACUAGCGUCCUUACGGAAAGUACUCAGAAAGAAGUUCGAAUCAUUGGUGUUGAAGCUGAAUCAAUGGAUUUAGUAUUGAAUUAUGCCUAUACCUCUAGAGUUGUUCUGACAGAGGCCAAUGUUCAGGCCUUGUUCACUACAGCUAGCAUCUUCCAAAUUCCUUCCAUACAAGACCAAUGUGCUAAGUAUAUGAUUAGUCAUUUGGAGCCACAGAAUUCUAUUGGAGUCUUUAUCUUUGCUGAUCAUUAUGGUCAUCAGGAACUUGGAGAUCGAUCAAAAGAAUACGUCCGUAAAAAGUUUCUGUGUGUCACCAAAAAACAAGAGUUUCUGCAGCUGACAAAAGACCAACUAGGACUAGACAGUGAUGAUUUAAAUGUAGACCGGGAAGAGCACGUUUAUGAGAGCAUUAUAAGGUGGUUUGAACAUGAACAGAAUGAAAGAGAAGUACACCUUCCGGAAAUUUUUGCCAAAUGUAUAGGUUUUCCAUUGAUGGAAGAUACAUUUAUCGAGAAAAUUCCACCUCAGUUUGCACAGGCCAUAACCAAAAGCUAUGGAGAAAAGGGGCUAUCCAACACCAAUGGCUGUACGCAGAGGCUUGGAAUGACUGCUUCUGAAAUGAUCAUAUGUUUUGAUGCUGCACACAAACACUCAGGAAAGAAGCAAACAGUGCCUUGUCUAGAUAUAGUCACAGGAAGAGUGUUUAAACUAUGCAAACCACCAAAUGACCUACGAGAAGUUGGGAUCCUUGUAUCACCAGAUAAUGACAUUUACAUCACAGGGGGGUACAGGCCAAGCAGCAGUGAGGUCUCCAUCGAUCAUAAGGGAAAUGAUUUUUGGAUGUAUGACCAUUCCACCAAUAGAUGGCUAUCCAAGCCAUCCUUGCUUCAAGCCAGAAUAGGCUGCACACUCGUGCACUGCUGUGGUAAAAUGUAUGCAAUUGGAGAGCGUGUGUAUGAAGGUGAUGGAAGAAACUCCCUCAAGUCCGUGGAGUGCUAUGACAGCAGAGAGAACUGUUGGAUGACUGUCUGUGCCAUGCCUGUCGCAAUGGAGUUUCACAAUGCUGUGGAGCACAAAGAAAACAUCUAUGUUUUACAGGGGGAAUUUUACCUCUUCUAUGAGCCUCAAAAAGACUACUGGGGGUUUUUAACUCCCAUGACUGUGCCUAGAAUCCAGGGCUUGGCAGCUGUGUACAAGGACUCGCUCUACUACAUAGCUGGAACCUGUGGAAAUCAGCAUGUGUUUACUGUAGAAGCCUAUGAUAUCGAGCUAAAUAAAUGGACUCGUAAGAAGGACUUUACAUGUGAUCAAUCCAUAAAUCCAUACCUGAAGCUACUGCUUUUCCAGAAUAUUUUUGUGUACUGUUUUCAAGUGUAUGAGAUUAAAUGUGCUCUGUUAAACUGAAAAAAAAAAAAAAAAAGAAACCAUUGCUCCUUCAGCAGUCCCCCCCAAACAACAAACCCCAGCUGCCAUACUCCCGUGGCUCAUUUAUUCCUGUCAGCUGAGUGCAUGGAAGACACCUUCUCCCUUGUGCACCUCUUUGGCUUCCCUAGCAACCCAGCUGAUCCUGCUUCUGCUCUGAAAGGGUCCCGCUUAAAUUAUCUUAUAGGGAAUUUGGAUGUUGUCAAUCUCUCUGGCUACUUCCUGCUGAGCGGGGACAUUGCAUUCUUAAAGGUAUUUACUACAAUCUACUGCCAUUUUCCAGCCUAGCUCUGACUCAGGUUGCAGAGAGAGCAGGGGAGAAGCAAAGGCUCCUCCCCACCGAGCUGGAAGGUGGAGGCGUGGCAAUGCAGAGCUGCAGGCCCCAAACCCCCUCAGGCCGAUUGCCCAGGCUGGCACAGAGGUUCAGGCCAACAGAUCUUACCACGAGCUGUGCUUCUAUGCCCCGAGGCAGGUCCUAGUGUUUGCAGCUUAGCAGACCCUCAGUGCGGCUUGGCCUUGGAGCCGCAGCUGCUCACACUCCCCUACAAACUCUGGAGGUCUCGGUAAUUCAAACCACAUGAACAUCACUCCCUUCCUUAGCGUACCUUGUUCAGCGGCAAAAUUCAGAUCUCUACCAAGCCUGUCCCAGGAUGACACAUUAAGAUUGCCAGAGACGGCAAACCAAGGAGCAAUUGUGUCACAUUUAGCCAAAAACCUCUCCAAAGCUCUCAGUAACAGCUCGUUAAGAGCCAGAAAAAUCAGGUGUGAUGUUGAAGCACCCAUUCUAAAAUCCUAUUCUUUUUUUAUUUUCAUUUUAAACCGUCCACUUUGGUCGUGGCCCUCACUUUAUUUUUAUUUAUUUAUUUAUUAAAGAUUUCUGUC
Messenger RNA from Alexandromys fortis (reed vole), 3592 nucleotides. Its product is annotated as kelch repeat and BTB domain-containing protein 8-like. Lineage: Eukaryota; Metazoa; Chordata; Mammalia; Rodentia; Cricetidae. The record is from RefSeq and is a predicted model, not a curated record. Gene Ontology annotation, molecular function: protein binding.